Molecule: messenger RNA, 3248 nt
Organism: Glycine soja
Lineage: Eukaryota; Viridiplantae; Streptophyta; Magnoliopsida; Fabales; Fabaceae
Product: potassium transporter 10-like
Exons: 11
Coding region: 625-3087 (820 amino acids)
Biological process (GO): potassium ion transmembrane transport
Cellular component (GO): membrane
Molecular function (GO): potassium ion transmembrane transporter activity
Source: RefSeq, a predicted model, not a curated record
UAGUUUAGUUCUUCUUGGUUUGUCCCUCUCUCUCUCUCUCUCUCGCUCUGAGAUUUUUUGUCUGCUAGCUUCCAAGACUCACAUACCAUAAAAAGGCAAUACAACCUCAGCAGCUGGAUACUUCGUGUUUCAGUUCUGUAACAAUCUUCGUUUCCUAUAUAUAUAUAUACAUAUAUAUAAAAAGACCUUGCAUGUGUUCUUCUCAUCUCCUAGUUUUCAACACUGAGCCUGGCUAUGUGAAAAUUCAGAUGGGUUCUGGUUUUUGACCCCCCUGACUUAGAAGGAACAAAAAAAAACAGAGAUUUUUUGAGAACUCACUUUGGAACUUUCAGUGGCAAGUAGCAGAUUAUGCUACAAGAGGCCUGGCAAAGUUUGAUUCUUUUUAUCCUAGUUUCUGAUGAAGUUUUUGAGAGUGUGAGGCUGGAUCAAUUUAAGGAUUUUUUUGGGUAGUUGGGAUCCGUGGUCGCAAUAGGCAUGGAUUUCAAGUGAGUUCAAAUUGAAGGCCUGAAGGUUUUGCUGUGUAUUUUUCUUAAGGGGUGGAGGAACUCUUGAAAAAGGAUAUUAUAAGGCUGCAUAGCUGUUAUUGCUGCUUGGAACUUGCAAGUUACUGAACUAAGCUAAAAAAUGGGUUCAAGAGUAGAUACUGAUGAAGAUAAUGAUAACAGAGGUAGUAUGUGGGAUUUGGAUCAGAAGCUUGACCAGCCUAUGGAUGAAGAGGCAGGAAGGCUCAGAAAUAUGUACAGAGAAAAAAAAUUUUCAGCAUUGUUGCUUCUGCGGCUAGCAUUUCAGAGUCUUGGUGUGGUUUAUGGAGACUUGGGCACUUCACCCUUGUAUGUUUUCUACAAUACAUUUCCUAAUGGAGUGAAAGAUGAGGAGGAUGUAAUUGGAGCGCUUUCUUUGAUUAUCUACUCUCUUACCUUGGUGCCACUCCUCAAAUAUGUUUUUGUUGUAUUAAGAGCAAAUGACAAUGGCCAAGGUGGAACAUUUGCUCUUUAUUCCUUGCUUUGCCGACAUGCAAAGAUAAAAACCAUUCCUAACCAGCAUCGAACUGAUGAAGAGCUAACGACGUAUAGUCGGUCUACCUUUCAUGAAAGGUCAUUUGCUGCAAAAACCAAAAGAUGGUUAGAGGAACAAGAAUCUGCGAAGAGAGCCAUUCUUAUUCUUGUCCUUGUUGGCACCUGCAUGGUUAUUGGAGACGGGAUUCUUACCCCGGCUAUAUCCGUUUUAUCAGCUGUUGGUGGCAUCAAGGUAAAUCAGCCUCGGAUGAGUAGUGGUGUAGUAGUGCUGGUUGCUGUGGUAAUAUUAGUUGGGUUCUUCAGCAUGCAACAUUAUGGCACAGAUAGAGUUAGUUGGCUCUUUGCUCCAAUUGUCCUGCUUUGGUUUCUCCUAAUUGGAGGUAUAGGCAUAUUUAACAUCUGGAAGUAUGGAAGCGGUGUUCUAAAAGCUUUUUCUCCUGUGUAUAUAUAUCGCUAUUUUAGAAGAGGAGGAAAAGAAGGCUGGACUUCCCUUGGUGGGAUCAUGCUCAGCAUAACUGGGACAGAAGCUCUUUUUGCUGACCUAGCCCAUUUUCCGGUCUCAGCUGUGCAGCUUGCAUUUACUCUAGUUGUGUUUCCUUGCCUUCUUUUAGCCUAUUCUGGUCAAGCUGCUUACCUUAUGAAUAACUUGACCCAUUCACAAGAUGCUUUUUAUCGUUCAAUUCCAGAUAGAAUAUAUUGGCCAGUAUUUAUUAUUGCGACAUUGGCAGCCAUAGUUGCAAGCCAGGCUACAAUAACUGCAACUUUUUCGAUUAUUAAGCAAGCCCUUGCUCUCGGAUGUUUCCCCAGAGUUAAAGUUGUAUAUACAUCAAAGAAAUUUCUCGGCCAGAUAUAUGUUCCAGAUAUUAAUUGGAUCCUUAUGAUUCUUUGCAUUGCUGUUACUGCUGGGUUCGAAAAUCAAAACCAGAUUGGAAAUGCAUAUGAAAGGUUGCUGCAUUGUGACCUGGAGAAACAAUCCUUCUGCUUUGUGUGGGGGGUUAAGGCUGCGUACAUUUGCCCUCCCAUACUAGGUACUGCAGUUGUUAUAGUCAUGCUGGUUACAACACUCCUUAUGAUUUUAAUCAUGAUACUAGUGUGGCGCUGCCAUUGGAUUCUCGUCCUAAUCUUCACUGGCUUAUCAUUGAUUGUGGAAUGCACAUACUUCUCCUCAGUACUCUUCAAAGUUGAUCAAGGUGGGUGGGUUCCACUUGCAAUUGCUGGAGCAUUUCUUAUUAUUAUGUCCGUUUGGCAUUACGGCACCGUGAAACGGUAUGAGUUUGAAAUGCAUAGUAAGGUCUCAAUGGCAUGGAUUCUUGGUCUUGGCCCAAGUUUAGGACUUGUUCGUGUCCCCGGAAUUGGACUGGUCUACACAGAACUUGCAAGUGGAGUACCCCACAUUUUUUCUCAUUUCAUCACCAACCUACCAGCCAUCCAUUCUGUAGUUGUUUUUGUAUGUGUGAAGUACCUUCCUGUCUACACCGUCCCAGAAGCAGAGCGAUUCCUUGUCAAGAGGAUUGGACCUAAGAAUUUCCACAUCUUUCGAUGUGUGGCACGGUAUGGCUAUAAAGACCUGCACAAGAAAGAUGAUGAUUUUGAGAAAAAACUCUUUGAGAACCUUUUCACAUUCGUUCGGCUCGAGUCUAUGAUGGAAGGAUGUUCGGAUUCAGAUGAAUACAGCUUAUGUGGACAGCAAAUCGAGCAUCCAAGAGGUGGCCUUUUGCAUAACAAUGGAAGCACAGUUUCUUCCAAUAUGGAUUUAACAAUGUCCUCAGUAGAUUCAAUAGUACCAGUUAGAUCACCGCAUCACAUGAAUAUUACUGUCAGGUCUUCUGGUCAAACAAGCAGCCAGACCGAAGUUGACGAACUUGAAUUUUUGACUAUCUGCAGGGAUGCUGGGGUGGUUCACAUACUGGGAAACACAGUUGUGAGGGCAAGGAGGGAAUCAAGGUUCUACAAGAAAAUAGCUGUUGAUUAUAUAUAUGCAUUUCUUAGGAAGAUAUGCAGGGAAAAUUGUGUAAUCUUCAAUGUCCCUCAUGAGAGUCUCUUAAAUGUUGGUCAGAUUUUCUAUGUAUAGCAUAGCCCCAUAUCCUUGUGAUUGCCAUUUUUUUUGCAAAAUGAGCUGAGUGUAGCAUAUGAACAACACUUUGCUUAUGGUAAUCAAGAUACAAUUCGGAAUUGACUUAGAAGAAUGUUUUUUUAGCAAUUAUCUCUUAAAAAUUGAGACUAUUGUUCCCA